Messenger RNA from Penicillium vulpinum, 1329 nucleotides. RefSeq lists its product as uncharacterized. The coding region runs from base 1 to 1329 and encodes 442 amino acids. The record is from RefSeq and is a predicted model, not a curated record. Lineage: Eukaryota; Fungi; Ascomycota; Eurotiomycetes; Eurotiales; Aspergillaceae. The transcript has a single exon.
AUGCAUGACCCUUAUCAAGAGCCCUUCGCAUCCAGAGCAGGAGAUAUAUUAGGAAGAGAAUACUAUACCAACGCCACAAUCACUGCUUUGAGCCGCCACCUACCUAUGGAGCUAGCAGUGCAGGUUUCCAAUACGCACAGCACUCCGAUCAGAAUGCCUAUCUGGAAACGUCGUCCAGGAAAUACACAUCUAGUCAUCUUCCUGUUGUAUCAUACAACAGCACAAGAGCUUGAUGAGACAUAUCGAACUCUACAAGAGUCACUCCCGGCAAUGUUUCCCCCCGAAAAAGUAACCAGAAGAAUGUCAAAAGGAGAGUGGAUCUAUGAAACUGAGCCUUGGUAUACCAAGACCCCCGAUAUGACCCUAGAGCUGAUCUCAAGGGACCGGCACCGCAUGAAAACUCGACUGGAUCUCGUCGACUUCUGGGAUGAAUAUCGUGUAUGGGACGCGAAACUGGGGGCAAGACCAGAGAUCAUGCCACUAAUAUUUCUGCGCAAGCCUUUGUCUGAUCUAGAUGAGGCGCAGUUUAACGUUUUGACCUUCAAGUCCUCCCACUCCUACAGAAGUCCAGCCAUCAUGAGACACAUGGUAUUUGGGGAUCUUUGCACAGAUAUAGAAAGAUUUGGCUGUGUAAAUGUUUAUAGAGGAGCUUUUGAGCAUGCCCCUCGUAAAAAGAGUGCCGAAGAAGAAUUCUGGCACCCGGAACAACCGUUCUUCAUCAGCCCACCCCUGUGGUUACCUAUUAUCAAGACAAACUGGAUUCGAACUGUGGUCUCUCUCACGAAUCAGUUGACCGAAGCUGGAAAACUGAGUCUGGAGCAGAUUUUGUUAACAUUUGAUGAGCCGGAUCUAUCUGGAUCUGAAUCUGAAGUUGCAUCCCGAGAUGAAGAAACAAGGCCUGAGUUUUUGUUUGUGCCUUGGAAGAGCGAUGACACAGGCAUGGUCGAAGGAAAGGUGAAAGACAUCUGGGAAGUUGUCCGGGAUCUUUACUUGUAUCCCAAGUCCGACAACAGGCGAGCGGUAUCUUUCGUUUGUGUUGAUCGACAAUUUGAGGCUGAUCAAACGGUCAUUCUGGUUGUGGUGGAAGAGUACAAGUCUGAGCCGGACCAUGAUCUACUUCAACACUUGCCUUUCCCAAGUUUGAGAGGAUUCAGAUAUAUUCGUGCCCCAGUUCAUUUGGCAUACAUCGGUAAUAGUAACACCGUGAUUGAUCAUGGAAACUAUCAUGAAUGGUCAAUCUAUCGAAGACAAGGUUGGCCAGCGCUGGGAAAGUUACCAGAUGACCUGGAAACAGAGGCAGAAUAUGUUGACGGGGACGUCUUCCCUUAA